AGGUGGUGGCGUGACGUCACGGCUCGAGUGGUAGAGAUGCAGUGAUGACUGUGUAGUGGGAUGAAGUGAACUUGCGAAUGGAUACGAGGUGUAAUAUGCCAGUUCACUUGUUGCUAAUUCUAUUUUAGGAUUUUUAGAAGAAGGAAAUAUACGAGGUUCCCAAAAGCUGAAAGCCAAAUUGGAGGAGUGACAGAUUUCAGUCAAAAGUCAACAACAGUGACCCAUAACUUCUUCAUCUGGGAUCAUGGAGGAGGAGGUGGGACAGCAGAGUCGGGAGUGUGUCCAGGCCAAUCAGAUCUUUCCAAGAAAGCCCCCUGUCCUUGAGGAGGAGGAUCUACAGUCACCUUCCGCAAUUGAAAGCUGAAUUGCUGCUCAAUUAGUUCCAGUCUGUGUUUGUUCCCAUGGAUGCUCUGAUAGUGCCUGUCAGAUGGAAGCAGCCUAAAGUGUCCUGGUUAACAGAUGUCCUUGGUGAUCUUUAUGGCUGUCCUCAGGCAUCAUUUCAGGCAUCACUGUGGAGAGGGUAGUUUACCUCUGAUGAUCAGCUCAGCUGAUCCCACCACUGUCUGAAAUGCAGACACUGCCUAGUGUCCAUUUGAGGUCACUUGGACACCAAGGAAUUUGAUGCUGCAAACUCUUUCUCUGUAUUAUUGAUGGAGAGGUUGUCAUCUGAGCAUCAAGCAUCUGGGCUCAGACAUCCUUUCUCUAGGACAUUUCAUCAGCCAUUGUACCUGUGGCCUCCCUGUCAGAAUGUCCAGGAUCCAGUUGCACAGGUGCCCUUCCCAGAGCUGCAUGGAGAGUUUACAAAGUAUGUGGGGAGGGCAGAGGACGCAGUCAUUGCCAUGUCCAGCUACCGUCUACAUGUCAAGUUUAAAGAGUCUAUAGUCAAUGUUCCUUUGCAGUUAUUAGAAAGUGUGGAAUGUCGGGACAUGUUCCAGCUCCAUAUCAUGUGCAAGGAUUGCAAGGUUAUAAGGUGUAAGUUCUCCACAUUUGAGCAGUGUCAGAAGUGGCUGAAGAGGCUUUCCUUAGUGACACGACCACCUUCUCAGCUGGAGGAGCUUUUCUCUUUUGCUUUUCAUGCCUGGUGCAUGGACUCUUACAGCAGUGAGAAGGAGCAGCACAAUGAGCACUGCAGGCCAGGAGAUCAUGUUAUCUCGCGGUUUCACAGUGAAGUGAAACGAAUGGGCUUUGACACUCAGAAGGCGUGGAGGAUAUCAGAGCUCAAUGAUAAAUACAAGCUGUGUUCCAGUUACCCGCAGCUAGUUGUUGUACCAGCCUGGGUCACUGAUAAGGAGCUGGAGAAUGUGGCAGCCUUUCGCUCCUGGAAAAGGUUUCCGGCUGUGGUCUACAGGCACCAGAGUACAGGCACAGUGAUAGCACGCUGCAGCCAGCCAGAGGUGAGCUGGUGGGGCUGGAGAAAUGCAGAUGAUGAGCACCUGGUACAAGCUAUUGCCAGAGCAUGUUCCAUGGACAGCAGCUCAAACAAAACAAUCAGAAAUCGGUCAUUCUCCUGUGACUUCCAAAAUGGCCCUGAUCUCUCAGAUGUUGAAUUUGACUCCUCCAUGACAAACAGUUCAGAGGUGGAUUGCUUGGCCAUCCAACCUCAUAAGCUCCUGAUUUUGGAUGCCAGGUCUUAUGCUGCUGCAGUGGCCAAUAGAGCCAAAGGAGGAGGCUGUGAGUGUCCAGAAUACUACCCUAACUGUGAAGUGCUCUUCAUGGGCAUGGCUAACAUCCAUUCCAUCCGCAAGAGUUUCCAGUCUCUGCGAAUCCUCUGUGCUCAAAUGCCUGACCCUGCCAACUGGCUGUCUGCUCUGGAGAGCACUAAGUGGCUGCAGCACUUGUCUCUCCUACUGAAGGCUGCUCUGUUAGUGGUGAGCGCUGUGGACCGUGACCACAGGCCCGUGCUAGUGCACUGCUCAGACGGAUGGGAUCGUACACCACAGAUAGUGGCACUGUCCAAACUCCUGUUGGACCCUUACUAUCGCACAAUAGAGGGUUUUCAAGUCCUGGUAGAGAUGGAAUGGCUGGACUUUGGUCAUAAGUUUGCUGACCGCUGCGGACAUGGAGAGAAUGCAGAGGACCUGAAUGAGCGAUGUCCAGUGUUUCUGCAAUGGCUUGACUGUGUGCACCAGCUCCAGAGACAGUUCCCCUGCUCAUUUGAGUUCACUGAGGCCUUUUUGGUGAAGCUCGUACAGCACACAUACUCCUGUUUGUUUGGCACAUUCUUGUGUAACAGUAAAAAGGAAAGAGAAGACCAACACAUCCAGGAGAGAACUUGUUCUGUGUGGUCUCUGCUGCACCCAGCUAACCGCUCCUUCAAAAACAUGCUCUACUCAUCACUCUCAGAGACAGUUUUGCAUCCUGUGUAUCAUGUGCGUAACUUGAUGCUAUGGACUGCAGUGUACCUGCCUUGCUCAUCUCCCACAACACCCUACGAUGAAUCGUGUGUCUCCUAUGAUCUGUGUGGUGCCAACCCUGAAGGCCAGCCUCUGUUCAGGCAUCCCAAAACCCGAUCUUUUGAUAACUUGCCCAGUGCAUGUGAAGCUGGAAAUUCUCUGCCCCCUAACAGACGUUCCAGUGACCCCAGCCUGAAUGAGAAGUGGCAAGAGCAUCGCAGAUCACUGGAACUCAGCAUAAUGGCAGGAACUGAUGGCACCAGGCUACAGGGCACAGAGGAAUGGCCAAAUGGCCAGUUGGUGGCUGGACUUAACAAAACUACACUGCAUAUGGGGACAGAGGAGUGUUCUCAAGCUAUCAACUGUGUAAGGUUGCUAUUAGGUGAGGGAGUGGAGGCUGAGCUUUCAGUGGACAUGGCAAUGGGACAGAUAGAGAAUAUUUUGCAAGAGGCUACUGCAGACAGUCUCAGAGAUGCUAAAGCUGAGCAUGCUAACAAUCAUGUUAUUUCCAAUGAUACUGAGAAUCAAUACAAUACUGAUAACGAUUUGACUGUGGUUGAGAGAAAUGGUGUUGCCUAUGGCUUUGAGGUGUCUAAAGAUGAUUAUGCUGAAGAUGACAGUGGUGAAAGUCUAACUAGGACAAAAAUCAUUAAUGUUCAAUGUUCUGUGGUGAAUGAGAAAUCAUGUGAUUCAGUGGGUCAGUCAUUUCAUUCCCCAGAUGAAGUUAAAGCCACUGAAUACAAGAAAUCAGUCCAGAUUGUUUUGAACAAAUGCACAACAAAGGAGGCCCAAAAUCUUCAUAGCAGUUUUAGUCUUACUUGUGCUCCACCCACUGCCAUUAAAAAUGUCAGAAAUGGAUAUGGGGAAGAGGUCAACAAUGAGCAUAAACUUCUCUGUCCACUUCCAAAGAUUACCAGGCCUGUUACAGAGGUGGCUGAGAUACUUCCUUCUGUCCUGGAAAGCUCCACAGAAACCCUCACUGAAGAUUUGAGCAUCCAAUCUGAGACUUUUGUACCAUUGGCCAUUUCUGCACAGCCUAAAACUGAACCCACAUGCCUCAAACAUAGCCCGGAGUCUGAUCCUGAGCCCCAAAGUACUUCCAGAAUGCAAAAUGGCACCUGCAAGCAACCUUCCCUUAGUGGCUUGCGCCUCUCUUUUGCUUCUGCAAAACCCCUUCACUCCAUGUGUAAUGGUGACACCUCUGAACCUGUUCCUUCCACACCUCAACGGGCUCUUCUGAGUCUUAACAGCAGCUCCUCUGUUCAAUGCUGCAUGCAUUCGGGCCGCAGCCAUCUUGAUGACGAUGGCCUCAGCCUGCAUACAGAUGCCAUGCAACAGCGUCUGCUCCAGAUAGAGGCUGGCCACCAGUUUGAGGUUGAGGCACUCAAAAGGCAGGUGCAAGAGCUGUGGAGCCAGCUGCAGAGCCAACAUGCCAUCACAAAACAGCGCAGCCUCAACGGAGACCUAGGGAAUGAAAUGACCUCAGUUGCAGACAUUAACCUGGACCCAAACUGUCUGUCACACUGCAACACAGAGCUCUUCUCAGAGACUAGCUGGGAGCAAGUGGACAGACAAGACACUGAGGCAGUGACCCGGUGGUAUCCUGAUCAUCUGGCUGCACAGUGUUAUGGGUGUGAGAGAGGAUUUUGGCUGGUCACUAGGAAGCAUCAUUGCAGCAAUUCCUUAUUUUCCCCGUUUUCCCAUCAUAGACGCAAGGAUUGUAUGGAGGAGGCCUGGUACUGCGGUAAUGUGUUUUGUGCCAGCUGCUGUGAUCAGAAAAUUCCUGUGCCAAGUCAACAAUUGUUUGAGCCAAGCCGUGUGUGUAAGACAUGUUACAACAGCCUACAGUCCUCUGCACCUCCUUUGGAUCUGGAGUUUGACAAAUCUAUCAUGGCCAGCUCCAACUAAGCACUUCCCAGCACAUUUACAGCAGCUGGGGGUUAAAGAGUAGAAGUUUCUGAACACAAUUAUUUUUUGGGUAUAGCAGGAAGAAAAUGCAAUCCCCCCUUUUUGUGCAUCUUCUGCAUCUUGGGAAAUAAUUCUGUACAUGGAGUAAAAAGUGCCUGGAAGCAAGGUCUCUAAGGACUUUUCUGGGAAUAUUUUAAGCACUUUGAGUGGCGCAUUCAUGUAACUGACUGCUGGUUUGGAUAGCUGACACGCACAGAGGUUUAGUGAACUGCUGGACAUUUCUGAAGUCAGGGAUUGACUUGGGUUCUGCUAAAAUGUUGAUUUAUUUUGCUUUCACUUUUCCUCGAGUAUAGAUAGUAAAUUCUGCCAGGUUUCAUAGAGGGAUGUCUUGGGUUACACCAGUUCAAUUGGAGUAAAAUUGGAGUUUUAUGUGUGUCAUCAUCUCACAAAGUCAUGAUUUUCAUUGCUGAGAGUGUAUGGUGCUUUUUGAGUGAAACAAGGUUUGGUUCUAGGCCUAGCUUUGCUCUACCUGUUCAUUUAUUGCUGUUCUUUAUAAAUGAAAUGUUCUGAACUACCAGACACUCAUAUUUUUAGCAUUGCCUAUUGUUUACAUGCAGUUCUGUUCUUUUAAAUUUCCCAUUGGGAUGAAUAAAGUAUGCAUCUAUCUGUC
Molecule: messenger RNA, 4971 nt
Organism: Hemibagrus wyckioides
Lineage: Eukaryota; Metazoa; Chordata; Actinopteri; Siluriformes; Bagridae
Gene: mtmr3
Product: myotubularin related protein 3
Exons: 24
Coding region: 651-4301 (1216 amino acids)
Biological process (GO): dephosphorylation; regulation of autophagy
Molecular function (GO): protein phosphatase binding; metal ion binding; phosphatidylinositol-3,5-bisphosphate 3-phosphatase activity
Source: RefSeq, a predicted model, not a curated record